Coccomyxa subellipsoidea C-169 is the source of this 1098-nucleotide messenger RNA. RefSeq lists its product as hypothetical. The transcript is spliced from 8 exons. Gene Ontology annotation, molecular function: acyltransferase activity, transferring groups other than amino-acyl groups. Gene Ontology annotation, biological process: fatty acid biosynthetic process. The coding region runs from base 1 to 1098 and encodes 365 amino acids. Gene Ontology annotation, cellular component: membrane. NCBI's taxonomy places the organism in Eukaryota, Viridiplantae, Chlorophyta, Trebouxiophyceae, Coccomyxaceae. The record is from RefSeq and is a predicted model, not a curated record.
AUGGAUAUCAUCACCAAAGGAUGGACAUUCAACGAAGACGCUCUAUCCGCCAUGAGAAGAGGAUUCUUCGGUGAUGAAGCUGGUAUCGGAGAUGACACAGGCAUACCAGAAGGUGUCGCAAACCAUCAGCCAUUUGAUCUGAGCACGAAGGCAGCGAUGGCCGAGAUGGAGAUGAUCAUGUAUCCUGUUGUGGAGGAUGCCCUGAAGGCUUCUUGUCUGCAGCCGUCAGAGGUUGACAUCCUGAUCACGGCGACAGACUCCUAUGUGCCGGUGCCAUCCAUGUCCGCCAUGAUCGCCAACCGCUUCGGCAUGCGCACCGACCUGCUCACCUACAGCUUGGCCGGCCAUGGCUGCACCUCUGGCAUCAUCACUGUCGACCUCGCCCAGCAGCUCCUCACGGCGGCAAAGGGGAAGAAGGUGGCUCUGGUGGUGCUCCAUGAGAACUGCACGGCCGGAUUCUCGCGCAGCAACGUCCGUGCAUGCGCUGCAGCCAACGUCCUCUUCCGCCUCAACGGAGCCGCGAUUGUGCUGUCAAACAGGCCCAAGGAUCGGCGGCGGGCCAAGUACGAGCUGAUGCAUUUGGAGCGCACCCUGCUCGCCACGGACCAGGCUUUCAACAGCAUCAAGGUCCGGCAGGAUGAAGACGGUGAGACUGGAGUCUUUAUUCACAAGAAGGAUGUCCUGCCAGCGGCCAGCCAGAGCAUCAAGCUGACCCUCACCAAGCUGGGCCCCCGCAUACUCCCCCUCUCUGAGCUGAUACGGGUCGCACUGAGCAAGCAGUACAAGCCGGACCUGGCGAGCGCGUUUGACCACAUUCUCAUCCACACCGGCGCGGCUGCGGUCAUCUCCGCGGUGGCGCGUGGGCUGGGCCUGCCACCCAAGGCGGCUGUUCCCUCCCUGGAGACCCUGGAGCGCUUUGGCAGCACCAUGAUGUGCUCCACCUACUACACCCUCGCCAACCUGGAGUCGCAGGGAGCUGUCAAGAAGGGCCACAGGAUCUUGCAGCUGGGGUAUGGCUCGGGCUUCAAAUGUGCGGCAGCCUACUGGCGCGCUCGUUGUGACAUCAAGGAUGCCGAGCACAAAGCCUGGGAGCCUUAA